UGUUGUGGACAUUCGACUUUGCUUAUCUCUCUCCCACGAAGAGUAUCCCUAAUCAUAUCCAAAGAAAAAACUUUCUGCCGUGGUUUAAAAUUUUUACUGUGCAUUCCGUUAAAACAGCUAAUAAAAUGUCUCUGCGUCAACUGGUGGAUGGCGACUGUGGUGGCGUCAACCCGCUCAUGCAACUGGGUGGGCAAUUCACACAUGAUGUCGCCCGCAAAGACGAAGGCUUUACGAGUGCGCAGUUUGAGCGCAGCAUGCGUCCAGAUGAACAAAUGGUCAAUGAAUAUCUGGGGCAAGUAACCGCACCACCACAGACCUUUCAAAUGAAUACAUUGUUGCAGGAAAUGCGUGAAAUAGAGCAGGCGAACGCAAUGCCACAAUUGCAAAAUAGCUUGGACAUAGCAGUAGGUACACAAUGGGCAAAAGAAUUUGGCAUACAACAGCCAAUGCUGCCUUCACAAAUGGUGCACAUGCAACCCCGACAGCAGCAGCUAGUGCAUGUACGUGAGUUCUUCGAGGAAGAUGGCCCAGGCACAUCUGCAUCAUUAUUAGGUCAGGUGCCUAUACCGUCGUAUAUGCCCAUGCAAACACUGCCAACGCCAUACUUAGCCAUCUGUCCGCCUCACCAACCUACUACCGAUACUUUUUUCGAUGAAAUCAAACCACUGACGAGAGAAGAGACCGAAAAACUGCUUCCACAAGCUUCCACAAAGGAAUAUGUCGAAGAUUGGAUUAAUGACUAUACAGCUAGAGCAAAGGAGCGUCAACAAUCAGACAGCAGCUACAACGAGAGUUUCUGGCAACGGCUGCAAGAUGAAUGGCAGAAGCUAUCCGAAGACUCCGAACAUCCAUGGUUAUCUGAAUAUGCCGAAAAUUAUGAUCCAUACAAAGAGUAUGAGUUCACUGAAGAAAACCCCAUGGCUGAUAUGAAAAACGCAUUGGCGAAGGGCAAGGAAUACAUGCAAAAAGGUGAUAUACCUAGUGCAGUGAUGUGUUUCGAAGUUGCUGCUAAAAAAGAUCCAGAAAACGCUGAGGCAUGGGAGCUACUGGGCAUCUCGCAAGCAGAGAAUGAAAUGGAUCCACAAAGCAUAGCUGCAUUAAAGCGUUCCUUAGAGUUACGCCCAGAUAACAAUCGUGUGCUUAUGGCACUUGCGGUCUGCUACACAAACGAGAGCCUACAAAGUCAUGCAUUACGUAUGCUAGUCAAUUGGAUGCAGGUAAAUCCAAAAUACAAACAUCUAUUACAGCAACAUCCCGAGUUGCAAACUGAGGGUGGUACUAUGGCUUCCUCACUGAUUGUGGGCAGCAAACUACAAGCAGUCCAAAAUCUAUUUCUCGAUGCCGUACGUCUGAACCCGCAACAAGUCGACGCGGAUGUACAGGAAGCUUUAGGCGUGCUUUACAAUCUCUCCUCUGAAUAUGACAAAGCGGUCGAUUGCUUCCGUGCCGCAUUGCAUGUAAACCCGGAGAAUGCAAAAGUUUGGAACCGUCUUGGCGCAAGCUUGGCAAAUGGCUCACGAUCCGUUGAAGCAGUUGAGGCAUACCAGCGCGCAUUACAACUGGAGCCCGGUUUCAUACGUGUACGUUAUAAUGUUGGCGUAUGUUGUAUGAAUCUAAAAGCUUAUAAGCAAGCGGUCGAACAUCUACUUACGGCGUUAAAUAUGCAAGCGAACACUGCAGCGGCAAGAGAUGUGCCAGCCACCACUAGAGACGUAAUUGGUGGCGGUCAAGCGCAAAUGUCCGAAUCCAUUUGGAGCACGUUGAAAAUGGUGAUCUCACUGAUGGGACGUAGCGAAUUGCACAGCGCUGUUAAUGAACGUAAUCUAGCAGUACUGAAUGAAGCAUUCAUGGAUACGGUUUAGUGGUGCGAGAGAUUUGGGACUUUUAUAAUGUAUGAAAAUAUUAAAUCGGUCACAUUUUAUGUUUCACUUUUUCUGCAUGAUUUGGCAAAUUAUGUUAACAAAUGUAAUAUUUAUGGUGUUGGAUUGUUUGGCAAGAACAAAAUUGUAUCAACUUAGAAAUAUUUUAUAAAUAUAAAUACUAUAAAUAAAAUAACUAUGUAAAUUUUUAUUCGGUUACUAUGUGCAAAGGGGAAAUAACUUUUCAAAGAUUUCUAUGUAAAAGAAGGAAAAAAAAA
Ceratitis capitata (Mediterranean fruit fly) is the source of this 2137-nucleotide messenger RNA. It is a transcript of the gene Pex5, whose product is annotated as peroxisomal targeting signal 1 receptor. The transcript has a single exon. Bases 126 to 1862 code for a protein of 578 amino acids. The record is from RefSeq and is a predicted model, not a curated record. NCBI's taxonomy places the organism in Eukaryota, Metazoa, Arthropoda, Insecta, Diptera, Tephritidae. Gene Ontology annotation, biological process: protein import into peroxisome matrix, docking. Gene Ontology annotation, molecular function: protein binding. Gene Ontology annotation, cellular component: cytosol; peroxisomal membrane.